AUGUCAACGGCCACCGAAAUUCGCUCCGUCACUCGGAGUCGACAGACACUCCAGUCUCCCGCUCAAGCAGCCGUUGAAACCUGGCCGGAGAAGGAAAAAGACGGCCAGAGAGCUGAAUCUCAAUUGCCUGAGGACAAGUUCUUCUGGACAUACACCGAAGAGCCUCACCGCACCAGACGCCAGGCCAUCAUCAAAGCACACAGGGACAUCCUGAAGCUGUGUGGCCCUGAGCCUCUGACAAUCUACACUGUCACCUUGGUAGUGCUGCUGCAGGUCACCUGUGCUUUAUUGCUCAAGGACUCGCCUGUAUUGUCCUGGCCAUUCUUCCUGACUGCUUAUAUUAUUGGAGCCACAGCCAACCAAAACCUCUUUCUGGCCAUCCAUGAAAUCAGCCACAACCUUGCCUUUCGCACCCCCAUCUACAACCGUCUAUUUGCCGUCUUUGCCAAUCUCCCUAUCGGUCUGCCCUACUCUGCAGGCUUCCGCCAAUACCACCUUACUCAUCAUAAAUCUUUGGGUGUCGACGGACUAGAUACAGAUCUCCCCACCGCUCUGGAGGCCGUCUUUCUCGACUCUGUGUUUGGAAAGGCCUUUUUCUGCACCUUCCAAUUGAUUUUCUACGCCAUCCGGCCCAUGAUGGUCUAUCAGAUCCCCUUUGGGUCGAUCCAUUAUUGCAACAUAGCCGCCCAAGUUAUUUUCGACUAUCUGAUUGUCAGGUUCCUUGGACCAAAAGCACUGGUGUAUCUCCUCCUCAGUUCUUUCCUGGCGGGAUCUAUACAUCCAUGUGCUGCACACUUUAUUUCCGAGCAUUAUGUCUUUGCCAAAUCUACUCUCCCAAACGGGAAGAUGCCCAGAGAUAUACCGAUUCCCGAAACGUAUUCUUACUAUGGUAUUCUGAACAUCCUCACCUACAAUGUCGGCUACCACAAUGAACACCAUGACUUCCCUGCCAUUCCUUGGACCAAACUUCCUCAAGUCUAUGAGAUAGCCCGGGAGUUCUACGAGCCUCUGCCGUGUCACAGAAGCUGGCCGUUGGUACUGUGGCAGUUCAUCACCGACAAUGAGGUGGGCUUGUGGUGUCGGGUGAAAAGGGCUGAAGGCGGUCGAAUGGUUGGCGGCUGGCAAGACGGUGAAGUACAGAGUUAA
Exophiala aquamarina CBS 119918 is the source of this 1146-nucleotide messenger RNA. Its product is annotated as sphingolipid delta-4 desaturase. The coding region runs from base 1 to 1146 and encodes 381 amino acids. Gene Ontology annotation, biological process: ceramide biosynthetic process. Gene Ontology annotation, cellular component: membrane. Lineage: Eukaryota; Fungi; Ascomycota; Eurotiomycetes; Chaetothyriales; Herpotrichiellaceae. The transcript has a single exon. The record is from RefSeq and is a predicted model, not a curated record. Gene Ontology annotation, molecular function: sphingolipid delta-4 desaturase activity.